AUGAACAGCGAUCAUUUUGAGAAGCAUAACUCAAACAAACACAAGGGUCUCGGCACCUCAAAAGUUGUGGUUGAUCUGGCUCAAACAACGCUUCAAUUUUGCAACAAUAUACAUGGAAAGGUAAAAAUAAAUUCCCUUAUGGCUGAUACCGCUAUGGUUUUAACGGGAACUAAUUACAAUCUGUUGUUAAUUUCAGAAAGAGUUACUUCCAGUUUCAGUAGCUACAGUUAGGCUACCGACAACACUAUAAAUCGCCAGUCCGAAGAGUCAUUCAGUGAUACAGUUUUAGAACACCAGGAGGAUGUAUUUCAAAAGGUAAAUAAAGUUUAAACAAGAAUUAGGAAAUUUUCUUUCGAAUUUAUAAGAAUAUAACUAAAUUUUGUUAUUAUAAAUUUGAAUACCGUCAUUAUACACAGGAAGUUCAAAUUGAACAUGUUGAUGAAGAUGAAGUAUUGAUGCAUGGAGAAUUAGUCCUUGAAUUUGAUCAUCAUGAAACGGCAGUUCAUAACAUAUGUAAUGACGAAAGAGGUGAUGAGUGUAAUACAACGGUGUCUUAUGACGAUGUGAACCAGGCACAGGCAGUAUCAACAAUAUUGUCAAUUUCAGAAUCAGAGGAAGAAGAGGUGAUUGUAAUUCUACUUGUAAUAGACGUUACACUUACAUGGAGUGCUAGUUUCAUGGAACUUUUUCAAAUGUUGUUUUUGAUAUUUUUUAAACUUUACCGCAUAAAAAAGUACGGAAAAUAUCUGGUAUAAUUCCAAAUUAUUUCCAACCUGCUUAGAAACUCGCAAAAAACGUUAUCUAUAUUUUUUCUUACAAUCUUACAUGCUAUAUGUAUAGCUCACUCUUUUAACUAAUCCUCAUUGCCGCCUUAUACACUACAUUUAUCUUUUACUGACAACAGAUUGACACUGACAGUGAAACAAUUAACACAAAUUAUGGUAGAGCACGCGAUGAUCCUGACAUACAAGUCUCAGAUGAUCCAGAGAUUCCUUGGAUAGUCCAUGCAGCAGAAAUCAAGCGAUUAGUAGAUUACUCUCACCAGUGCGAUAGUAUUAUAACAAAAGCUUUAUCAUCUGAGGUUAUUUACCCUGAAGAACUGUUGACAGAUGUACGUGAGGCAAUUUCAAAAGUAAGAGAACAUUCAACAAAUAUGGAGAAAAACUGUGCAACUACGCUUCACAAAAUUCGUGAAAGUAACCUAGAAAUUGGCAUGGCUCAAGUUGACGCUGAUUUUACCUCUCUUCAAGAUCCUGCUGACCGCCCUCGGACACUCAGCGACCAACAGAAACAAAAGAUCAUCGAGAAUGGCCCCUACCAGCCAAAGUUGAAGCGUUAUCCAGAAAGCCAAGACAUCUCAACAGAAAAACAGUGUAGAUUUUCAAGCGGGUGGUACAAGGAAUAUCCACAUCUAGAGUAUAGCGUGAAAGAAGACACAGCCUCGUGUUUUGUUUGUUGUCUAUUUCCAACUGGAGUUGGUAGAGAGCGAUCUUCUGAUGCUUGGGUUAAAGGCGUUAAAGGAUGGGACAAAAUGAAAAGCGUCGGCAAGGAAAAGAAAGGGAAAUUAGCACAGCACUUCUCAAGCCAAGCGCAUAAAGCUGCAUUAAGCGAUCUUGCCCAAUUUGCACACAACAUAAAGCAUGUCGAUGUUAUGCUCAAUAAGCAAUUGAGGGCGGCCAAAAUUCAAGAGGAAGAAAACAACCAACGAAACCAGGAGAUAAUAAAGAUAUUAUUGGACAUCGCUAAAACAUUAGGAAGACAACAACUGGCAUUCAGAGGCACUAAUGAUGAUGCUGAUGGAAAUUUUCUCCAAAUAACAAAUCUUGUGGCGCGCCAUAAUAGCCAUUUAAAGAAUUGGUUGUCAAAUGAAAAGAUGAAGCCAUAUUCUAUGAAAUAUUUAUCUGCUAUCUCUCAAAAUGAAUUCAUCAACAUCAUUGCUGAAGAUGUCAAAGGCCGAAUUGUCAAUGAAAUUGAAUCUGCAGGAAUGUAUUCAGUUAUGGCUGACACCUCCCCUGACACAGCAAAUACUGAUAGACUUGUCGUGGCGGUGCGGUAUGUCAAUGAAGAAAAUCAGCCUAAAGAACGAGUUUUAGAAAUGAAGGAAACUAAGGACAAGUCUGGUGAGGGUCAAGCGAAAGAAGUCUUGCAGUCGCUCAACUCAAAAAUUGGAAGCCAAGAUGGACUGGUUUAUCAGUCCUACGAUUACACUGCGUCCAUGUCAGGGAAAUUCAAAGGAGCCCAAAAAUGCCUGCAAACAUUGAUAGGCCGUAGCGUCCCGUACAUUCCAUGUCAGGGUCACCGAUCUAAUACAUUUAUCGAACACUGCUCUAAAACAACGUUGUUUACUCAGAUGUAUGACCUAUUGGAAGCACUCUAUGUCUUCUUCAGUAAAAGUUGCAAGCGAGAUGGUGUUCUUCGUAAAGAGCUAAAGGAAAUAGAGAAUGCACUUAAGCUGCGUAACCUUUCCAAGACUCGCUGGGUGUACAGAAGCGAAUCUAUAGAAGCCAUGUGGAGAUCAUUCGAAGCCAUCAAAGACGUCUUGUUGACCUUAUCGACGAUGGACGGCGUUGAUUCAUCGGCACAGACCAGGGCCGCUUCUCUUCACGGCAAAGUUCUAAAAUUCGAUUUCAUGUUUGCGUUGAUGUUUAUGCGUUUGGUUAUGAAGAUUACCAAAAUACUUACCAUUCAAAUGCAGAAGGAAGAGCUUAACAUUUUAGAUGCUCUCAUGGCAAUCGAAGAAACUGUUGCUUCUUUAGAAACGAUAAGAAGAAACGAGUCAGAAAUGAAUAACCAAGUGAAAGCUAGUGUUGAAUUUUCAAAAUCGUUCGAUCAGGAUCCUGAAGAGGACUUUCGUCGCAAAGGAGUGAUAAGGAUGAGCAGACGACAGGAUGACAACCCAGAUACCGCAGCUUCCAUUGAGUUUUAUGCGCACUACCGAAAGUUUAUGAUUGAAGUACUCGAUUCACUUAUUACAGAGUACAAAGAAAACGUCCAACAAUGCUUGGAAAAGAUUCAACCUCUUGCAGACGUUCUUCAACCUCCGAUUACAAGCGUGGAUUUCGAGCAAGCCGAAGAAAUCUCCAAGUUGUUUCCGCCAUCUGAGACUGUCGAUCCUGCUUGUCUAGAAGCAGAAUUUGAAAUAUUUGCACAGGUCGUUGGCAGGAGCCAAGAUCCUUUCAAGUCCGUUAAUGAUGUCUGUAAUCUGGCAUAUGAACACAAGUCGAUCUUUCCUUCCAUUUUUAAAGUAUUUAAGCUUUUGUUUACUGCCCCAGUCAGCGUGGCAAAAGAUGAGAGGACGUUCAGCAAGAUGAAGAUCAUCAAGAAUUUCCUGCGAUCAACCAUGUCAGACGAACGUCUCGAAGAUUUGAUUGUCUUAGCAGCUGAAAAGGAUUUAACAGACAAAGUCGAUCUGGACGAAGCUCUGAAAGUGUGGGCUAGCAAAAAGAAUCGGAAACUGAAGAUUAAAUUCUAA
Messenger RNA from Paramuricea clavata, 3472 nucleotides. Lineage: Eukaryota; Metazoa; Cnidaria; Anthozoa; Malacalcyonacea; Plexauridae. The record is from the annotation of a GenBank genome assembly.